AUGAAAUCAACCCUGCCACUGGCAGGGCUGUUGCUGCUGCUGUCCCUGUUUGCACUCAUCCAGCAAGUGCACCCGCUGUCCCUUGAUCCCGUUGCAUCGGCCGAGCUGGAGGAAUACAUUAAGGAUGAUUUCUUGAUAUCGCUCAGGCAUAUUAGACCCCGCAGGAAGUUCCGCAUCACCAUUGAGGCGCUCUUUAUGAUCGAUUUUCCCGAGUCGAAGAACAAGUUUUCCUUCUAUCUCGACCGCAAAAACAAGCGAGUGACCAUCGACAUCAACACCCACUCGAAGGUGUACUCGAAGAAUCUGAUCCUGAACGAUCUGAACGAAUCAACAACGAUCAAGUCGCUGGCGUUCGCGUUCCACCAGAGCUCGAUCACGGUUUACAUGAACUGUAAACAGUCGUCCACAGAGGAGCUGGACGUCAAUCUCUCGAAGCUGUUCGCCGGUAGCGAGGAACCGACCGUCAAGCUGUUCCGUGAGCGAAAGUAUCCGCUGUUCCUGGACGCCGAGCUGGAGAAGGCCCUGAGCCGGGCCAGCUGUCAGAAGAUCCUUCGCCGGAAUGGCAAUCACGUUCACUCGCGCCAGAAGCAGGCCGUCGAGAAGAUGCUGAAGAACAAGGCGCAAGGCGAUGCUAUACCUGAGCGCAACAAGAAACGAGACAUCCGCAACUGGCACCACACGUCGGAGAAGUACAAGCAGGAAUUCUCCACGGAUUUUUCGUCCAACCGGGGCGACAUUCCCAUCAUCCAUGGUGAUUGUGAUGAGAACAUCCUUAAGCUGCUGGGAGAGCUGCUGAAGUUGGUCAAAGAGCUAAAGGAGGAAGUGAAGGGACAGCGCCACGAAAUCAACUACCUGCGUGGGUUGAUCGAGAACUGUGCCGGCUGUCAAACGGCGCAGCCAUUGCGAGAGAACUGUCAGUACAGCAAUCCGUGCUUCCCAGGCGUGCAGUGCUACGACACGUCCACCGGUAUGCGAUGUGGCCACUGUCCGCGAGGAUACGUCGGUGAUGGCCGAAACUGUCGCCCGGGUCAGACUUGUGCGGACCAGCCAUGCUUUAAUGGUGUCCAGUGCUAUGACACGGUCGAGGGAGCCCAGUGUGGUCCCUGUCCGGCCGGGUACGAGGGCGACGGUAAGCACUGCCGGUUUCGGGACGCCUGCGAAGACAAACCCUGUGCUCCAGGUGUUCACUGCAGUAGGUUAGAUCAGCACCCGUUCUUCCGCUGUGGUGCCUGUCCGGCCGGUUUCACCGGCAACGGUACUGCCUGUCACGAUCUGGACGAGUGUGACCUCGUGGAGCCGUGUGACGUGCGUGUACGGUGUACCAACACGGCACCAGGCUUCCGGUGUGAUCCAUGUCCUGGCGGGUUCGCUGGCGUUCACUACGAGGGCUUGACGGCGAUGUCCUUCGAAGGGUCGAUGCAACGGCAGCGCUGUUCGGAUCGUAACGAGUGUGCGGAUGGUUCAGCUCGCUGUGGUACAGGCACGGUGUGUCACAACACUGAGGGAUCGUACGAGUGUCAAUGCAAACCGGGGUUCAUCAGAAACUCCUCGCACGAGUGUCUUCCUUCCGAUCGGAUGUGCAUGGAUGGGACUAUCUGCGACACGAACGCGGUUUGCAAGCACGCUGGCAACAACAAGUACAGGUGCAAGUGUAAAGUAGGAUGGGCAGGUGAUGGCUUCUUGUGCGGAUCAGAUAAGGACCUGGACGGCUGGCCUGAUGCUAAUCUGCAAUGCAACGACGAAAAGUGUCGAGCCGAUAACUGCGUCAGCAUUCCCAACUCCGGCCAGGAAGAUGCCGAUCGCGAUGGUAUUGGUGAUGCCUGUGAUCCCGAUGCGGACAACGAUGGAAUUCUGAACAACCCGGAUAACUGCCCGUUGGUGCACAAUCCUGAUCAACUGGAUAGCGACGUGGAUGGUGGUGAUAAGCAGGGAGACGCGUGCGAUAACUGUCCCACGGUGUCGAACGUCGAUCAGAAUGAUGUCGAUAAGGAUGGGUUGGGUGAUGCGUGCGAUCCGGAUAUCGACAAUGACGGCAUCCGCAAUGAAGAUGACAACUGUCCGAAAGUGAGCAACUUUAACCAGCUGGACACUGACGGUGAUCGAAUUGGUGACGUGUGUGACAACUGCCCGAUGAUUCCGAACCCCAAUCAGCUCGACUCUGACAAUGAUCUCAUCGGUGACGCGUGCGAUAGUGAUGUCGAUCGUGAUCGGGAUGGUAUUCAGGAUAGCCGUGACAAUUGCCCAAAGUUGGCCAAUUCGGACCAGCUCGAUUCUGACGGUGAUGGACGGGGAGAUCUGUGCGACACCGACGCUGAUAAUGAUGGCAUUUUGAACCACGAAGACAACUGCCCGAUCGUGUUCAACCCCGAUCAAACGGACGCAAAUAACGACGGUAUCGGCGAUAUCUGCGAGGAAGAUUUCGACUUGGAUCUGAUACCCAACUAUCUCGAUAACUGCCCGAACAACUCGAAGAUCUUCUCCACCGACUUCCGCACGUACCAGACGGUGGUGCUCGAUCCGGAGGGUGAUUCUCAGAUCGAUCCAAACUGGGUGAUCUACAACAAGGGCGCUGAAAUUGUGCAGACUCAGAACAGCGAUCCUGGUCUUGCUGUUGGCUACGACGCCUUUGGUGGGGUUGACUUCGAGGGCACUUUCUUCGUCGACACGGAAAUCGAUGACGAUUACGUCGGGUUCAUCUUCAGCUACCAGGAUAACCACAAAUUCUACGCGGUGAUGUGGAAGAAGAACAUCCAGACGUACUGGCAAGCGACACCGUUCCGCGCAUCAGCAGAACCAGGCAUUCAGCUGAAGCUGAUCAACAGCAACACGGGACCGGGUGAGAUGCUACGAAACAGCUUGUGGCACACGGGCGACACCAAGGAUCAGGUGAAGCUGCUCUGGAAGGAUCCUCGCAAUGUCGGCUGGUCCGAGCGUACGGCUUACCGCUGGUUACUGCUGCACCGACCCAAGAUCGGGUUGAUCCGUUUGCGUAUUUUCGAUGGCGACAAAAUGGUGGCCGAUUCGGGUAACAUCUUCGAUUCCACGCUGAAGGGAGGCCGAUUGGGCGUGUUCUGUUUCUCGCAGGAGAUGAUCAUCUGGUCGGAUCUUGUAUACCGUUGCAAUGAUAACGUUCCGGAGGCCAUUUAUCGCGAACUGCCACCACGCUUGCAGCGCGAAGUUCAGGUGGAUCAUCGAUCCUAAAUCCUCGAUUCAGUUCAACCUCAGCAAAGCUAAUCUUAGGUGUACAACUAAAUGUAGCCCAUAAAAUUAUAUAUAUACUUCAAAGCUGCUUCGUGCAAACAGUUUCCACCUAUUGUACUCCAAAUUCUAGCUACCUCAGUUCGUUGUCGCUGAGAUUAGUGGUCGGGACGCAGAGCAAUAGAUCAGGUCUAGAAAAGAGGCGGGCUAGCGUUUUCCCCCAAAUACCGAUGAUGAGAUGUUACAAUGCGAAAAUA
This is a messenger RNA of Anopheles nili, 3455 nucleotides long. RefSeq names its product cartilage oligomeric matrix protein (gene Tsp). Gene Ontology annotation, molecular function: calcium ion binding. Lineage: Eukaryota; Metazoa; Arthropoda; Insecta; Diptera; Culicidae. Gene Ontology annotation, biological process: cell adhesion. The record is from RefSeq and is a predicted model, not a curated record. Gene Ontology annotation, cellular component: extracellular region. The transcript has 17 exons. Bases 1 to 3201 code for a protein of 1066 amino acids.